AUGACUAAGGGAACAGCCGCCACAUGGUCACAAGCGUACUAUACUAAGAUAAACAAUAAAAUCAUCGAAAAAGCACGCCUAACCAACGCAAACAAACCUGCGGAAGCCGCUUUAAUUCAGCCAUGGGGAACGUAUGAUGACUUCCAACAAGAAUUCUGGCAAGCUUUCACUGCCCACGAUACGCAGAAUGCAGCCAGACUCAAGCUACAAACCCUAAAACAAGCGAACAUCCCAAAUAAGAACAUUGACACGUUCAUAUCAGAAUUCCAGAUGGUGUCUACCGAAAGCGGAAUUACGGACGAAAACGCACUCAUUGACUGGUUUGCUAUGGGACUACUGCCUCCUAUUAGCAAAGCCAUUCUCAACCGAGAAUCACCCCCUGCAACUUUAGCAGGAUGGAUACAAGCAGCUGCAAAAACAAGCACCAAUCAGAGACGCCUCAUUUCAUUGAUCUCAGGAUCCACUCCGGUCUAUGCCCGAAACAAUGGAUUCACAUCACAAAACAACAAUAAUAAUAGAAACAACUCCCACACUAACCAUAAACCAGCUCGCGAUCCCAUGGCAAUGGAUAUUGAUGCGGUACGCCUAACUAAGGAGCAGGAACAAGAACAUCGCCAAAAGGGGCUAUGUUUCAAAUGCCACAAACAGGGACACAUGCAAAAUGAUAGGGAAUUCCAUCCCCGCACCAAUAACCAAGGUGGACAGGGGAACCGAAACAACGGAAAUAACAACUGGAGGAACCGACAGAACCCAUCCACCCAAGUAAUGUCGAUGGAACGCCCAAUCGAAGGAUAA
Coniophora puteana RWD-64-598 SS2 is the source of this 795-nucleotide messenger RNA. RefSeq lists its product as uncharacterized. The transcript is spliced from 2 exons. Bases 1 to 795 code for a protein of 264 amino acids. The record is from RefSeq and is a predicted model, not a curated record. Lineage: Eukaryota; Fungi; Basidiomycota; Agaricomycetes; Boletales; Coniophoraceae.